Molecule: messenger RNA, 502 nt
Organism: Vicia villosa (hairy vetch)
Lineage: Eukaryota; Viridiplantae; Streptophyta; Magnoliopsida; Fabales; Fabaceae
Exons: 2
Coding region: 19-336 (105 amino acids)
Source: RefSeq, a predicted model, not a curated record
CCUGGAUAUGUUCGUAGUAUGGGACUUGGAGUUACGCCGUCUCAAAUUAAUAGAUCUACGAGAUCGGCGACUUCUUUGGAAGAAAAUGAAAAAAUAAAGGAAAUGCAAGAAGAAAUUAAUGCACUUAAAGAAAAGAAUUCAAAAAUUGAUGAAUUGAUGGAGGCAGUCGCAUUCUUAAAGCAAAGGGACAAUGCUAUGACAGAGGAAAUUGAACGCUUAAGGCAAAUGCAAAAUUCUAGUGGAAGACAGGGAUUGGAAUCACCCGCUGAUGGUAGACGUUCUUCUGAGUCUAGCUACCGAAUUGCAGAUAAUGGAUCAUCAAGAAGGACAAAUUAGACGUUGCUAUGAAUUAAUUAGAUUAUAAAAUUUCCUAUGUAUUUUUGGCACUAUGAAUCUUAUUAUUAUAAGAUUAGGAUUUGAUAUGUUUUUCGAUUUUUUGUAUUACAUGACAUGAUUAUGGAACUCACAUUUUUUUGAUAUCACAGAUGUUUAUUUGAUAUUA